AUGAAGGAGUUGUUGUUCCUUACACGCUACAACUGGUCAAAUGAGUCUCGAUUGAAACGUUCAAGCAAUUGGAUUAUGCAGCAAUCUGAUGAUGGCGACCUCUUUAGUAUCUGGUCAUGUAAACGCUUUCAUGGGAUUGCAGUUGUAAGUUGUGAGGAAUCCCAGGUUUCGCAGUUUGCAACUGCUACAUUAAAGAAAAUCUCAACAACAAUAGGCGGAGAAAUUGAGAUGGGGGAUCAGAGCAUUGGCUAUACUCCAGAGGAAGCAAUUUCCGUGAUCGGAUUUGGGAAGUUCCAGGGGCUCAUACUGGUUUUUGCUGGACUUGGUUGGAUUUCAGAGGCAAUGGAAAUGAUGAUUCUCUCGUUCGUUGGAGUAGCAGUCCAAUCUGAGUGGGGACUCUCUCCUGCUGAAGAAAGCUUGAUAACAUCUGUGGUUUUUGCUGGAGGGGGACAAGUAUUUGCAGCUUGGUUUAUGGAGUUCAUUCCCACAGCUAAUAGAGGUGUUUGGAUUAUCAUGCCAAGAUUUGGUUGGAGAUGGCUAAUAGGUUUAUCUUGUUUACCAUCUUUCAUUGUACUCCUCCUUUCUGGGAUUACACCUGAGUCGCCGAGGUAUCUCUGUGUGAAAGGAAAAAUGGAGGAAGCCCAGAAGAUAUUGGCAAAAGCAGCAGCCAUGAACAAGACAAUACUUCCUCCUGGAAUGCUUAUCUUAGAUCGAACAGCAAAGAUAGAUGAACAUUAUCCGUUAUUAGAUACUUCUCUUCUGUCUUCAGCAAGAGAAAGGAAUUGCAGCCCAGAAAAUUACUUAUCAUCAUUGUUUAUGAUAUUCUCAUCAAAACUAAGGAAGACAACUCUUCUCCUAUGGUUUCUAUACUUCUCUAAUACAUUUUCAUACUACGGAAUUGUAUUAUUGACAUCUGAGCUGAGUAGUAACCAAAUCAAUUGUAGUUCAACCGUUAACUUUUUGAAGAGUGCAAAGGAUGCUAGCCUCUACAGAGAUGUAUUUAUCACAUCUCUUGCAGAUUUAGCCGGGCUUGUUAUAUCUGCAGCAAUUCUUGACAGAUUAGGCCGGAAGCUCACCAUGAAGAUUUUAUGUUCUUUGGGUUUUAUUCUGCUUCUACCACUGGUUGUGCAUCAGAAUGAGAUUCUGACAACAGCUCUAUUAUUCGGCUCUCGCAUGUUUGUUAUGUCAUCAUCCAAUGCUGUUGUUAUAUACUCAAGGGAGGUUUAUCCAACUUCAGUGAGGGCAACUGGUGUUGGAAGUGCAACAUCUAUUGGAAGGAUUGGUGGAAUGAUAUGCCCUCUUGUAGCGGUUGGCUUAGUCAGGGAUUGCCAUCAAACAGCAGCAAUUGUUCUUUUUGAGGCUGUGAUACUUCUCACAGGAUUCUGUAUGCUUUUCUUACCUAUAGAGACUGGUGGAAAAGGAUUGAGUGACACCACAAGUUUGUUGAAUGAGGAGUAGAUUAUCCUUUGCCAUGACUGCAAGAGUUCAUAAUAUCACAAAAGAUUGGUAAAUGCACCACUUGCAUACCUGCUGGCAACAGACAUUGAUGGAAGAAAAAGAUGACAAUUUUUGCCCUCAUCAUGAAUGAUGGAUUCUGAAGUUGAUCACGAUCCAAAUUGACUUCCACCCUAGCUUUUAUUGUUCUCUGUUAAAAUCCCAUGUUGGUAAAACAUGUAUUUGUUCCAUUUUUCAUCACCUAAUAAACACGCAUUACA
Molecule: messenger RNA, 1715 nt
Organism: Coffea eugenioides
Lineage: Eukaryota; Viridiplantae; Streptophyta; Magnoliopsida; Gentianales; Rubiaceae
Product: organic cation/carnitine transporter 7-like
Exons: 7
Coding region: 1-1458 (485 amino acids)
Biological process (GO): transmembrane transport
Cellular component (GO): membrane
Molecular function (GO): transmembrane transporter activity
Source: RefSeq, a predicted model, not a curated record